AUGGCUGUGCCUACGACACCAGAAGGGCUUCCUCUGGACGACCGCUCAAAUGCUAUCAAAAUACCACUUAUUGUAUUGAUCAUAUUCAGCUCCGUCUUCGUUGCAAUUCGAUUGGGUAUCAAUUGGAGAAACAGGAACUUCUUCCUUCUUACAGAUCACUUGCUAUGGACUGGACAUGUAGUAGCUAUAGCAGGCGGUGCAUGCUGCUACAAAAUGGCUGAAUACGGUGGCGGCAAGCACGUCUGGGAUCCAUUCAUGACACCACCACGUCUGGAAAAACAACUCUACUAUGUCUGGCUAAGCCAGAUACUCAAUCUUUACGGAAUGGCGCUGGUCAAACUGAGCGUCUGCGCCUACAUUUUCAUGCUCGACUUUUCCAAGACCUUUCGCGUCAUGAUUUGGAUAUCGAUUGUUGUCCAUGUCGGGGUCAACUUUGUGUUUCCCACAGUGAUUCUAUUCGGAGAGUGCACACCCUACUCGAAGCAUUGGGACGUGGCGGGAACCAAGCCCGGUUCAUGCUGGGGACCAGAACCCAGGGUUAUCUCGGGGUACUCCGGAGCAGCAGUCAACAUUGCGACGGAUUUGCUGUACACAAUGGCGCCUUUGGUAUACAUCUCGCGGAUCCAGCUUUCGAAACGCACAAUCUGGGGUGUCCGUGCAGUCUUUCUCUGUGGUCUUGUAACAACAACAAUCUCCGCAUUGAAACUAUACGAAAUGAAGGCAUUGGCCAACACCAAAGACCCAAGCUUCGAAUCCGUCAACCUAAGCAUCUUCGCCUCAGCCGAAGUCUUCGUCGGCGCAUUCACCGCCUCACUACCUCCCCUGCGAAAAACAUUCGAAAACUUCUUGCGCAGGAUCCUUCCCGCCAGUCUUACUGGCUCAUCAGGUAAAGGCUCAAAAGCAUCUCGACAGAGCUACAUGCUCGACAACAUUGAGGCGCGGUCGACUGCCAAGUCUUGGCCUGGCAAACAGGAAACAGACGGUGAUAGCGAGUUGGGCAUACUACCCAACGAAGAGGCCGCAAGGCCAACAACUAAUUCCGACCAAGCAAUUACGAAAACAACAAAUGUCACUGUGACAGAGGACGAUCGAAGUCUCCAUCUAUCCAUCACCUCUCACCUCACCUCUACACCACCACCUUUGCACAAACCCAUACCCGUGACAAUGUCAACAUCAACAUUAACCCCAUAUACCCUCGACCUCUCCCACCGCGGCUACGCCCAAGGUCGCACAUAUCACGAUGCUCAAACAGGUCACCCGCAAUGCCACUACUUUGGCGGAAUCCCCUACGCUCUCCCUGCAGCGCGGUUCCAGCGUGCAAACCCACUCCCGCCAUGCUACCGCUACGGAACGCAGUCCCAACCAGGCGUGUUCGACGGCGCGUGCGGUCUAUGUCCGCAGCCAGCGUCUGGACCGGGCAAGGAGGAUCAAGUCGGGGAUGAGGAUUGUUUGCAGUGCAAUGUUUGGGUUCCAGUAGGCGAGGCGCCCGAGGGAGAUGGCGGCUUCCUCCAAUGGGGCAGUCCGAACGGCCUCAAUCUCCGGCUUCUCCUCUCCAACUCGCCCACACGCUGCAUCGUCGUCGCCCCGGCGUACCGGCUUAACGUAUUCGGGUUCCUGGGCUCACGUCACUUGCAUCACGAUGACAACGACGAAGACAACAACAACAACAGUGGAUGCGCGGAUUACGAUGCUAACGUAGGGUUUUGGGACCAGCGAUUAGCGCUGCAGUGGACGCACGAAAACAUCGCGUAUUUUGGGGGGGAUGCCGCGAAUAUCACCGUCGGGGGCUACUCUGCAGGCUCGCAUUCCGUGUUUCAUCAGCUCUCGUAUGAUUUGGGGUUGGGUGAGGGCAAGGCGGUGGUGAGGCGCGCAAUGAUGCUGUCGAAUGGACCGGGGAUGCAGCCAAAGAGUUUGGACGAGGCGCAGGAGCAGUUUGAAGAGUUGGUCCGGGGUUUGGGGAUUGAGGACGGAUUGGGGCCCGCGGAGGCGCUGGCGAGGCUAAGGAAGGUGCCGGCUAAGGAGAUUGUCGAGGCGAGCAAGAAGAUGGGGUUGCAUCAGUUUCGCGCGGUGACGGAUGGGGUGUUUGUUCGCCAGGGUUUAUUGGAAGAGCUGUCCAAUGGUGUGUACGCGGAACGCUUGAGGAGGCGCAAUAUCCACCUCAUCAUCGGUGAGUGCAAAGAUGAGCACUUCAUGUACGGGACAUGGCGGCCGCCUCAGCCAGGCUAUACGAACAUGCUGCACCGCCUCGAAGCCGACUAUCCCCGCAAAGCUUGUAAGGUGCUGAUGUCACACUACUUUCCUGACCGGAAGCUUCCAUCGCGGUUCAAGAGCUGGCAGGAGGCGUUUGGGCACAUCUACGCUGAUGUCCAGAUCCAUGCCCUACGACGAGGAAUGGUGAACGCGCUGGCGGAACAUGGAGCCGGCAACCUAAUCCAUAGAUAUCGUAUCGAGUGGCGUGCGCGGUGCGUGGACAAAGAGCUUCCCAGCCAUUUUGGCGUCACGCAUGGGUCUGACAUUCCGAUUUGGUUUUGGGGCAAUGGCAGCGACUUGACUGAGGAGGAAAAGCACAUUGCAGCACAGACGUUCCAUCAUCCCCUGACUAAGUUUCUCAAGGGAGAGGACAUGGAGUGGGGCACGGAGCAUGCGAUGCAAUUGCGGACGUUGAAGAGUGAUGGUCGGGUUGUCAUUGAAGAAGAUACGAGGAUGGAAGAGGGUCUCAGGCUCUGGGAUGCACUGAAGAAAGUUGGUGCAACGGGUGAGCCCAAAGCAUCAGCAAGGCUUUGA
Molecule: messenger RNA, 2784 nt
Organism: Bipolaris oryzae ATCC 44560
Lineage: Eukaryota; Fungi; Ascomycota; Dothideomycetes; Pleosporales; Pleosporaceae
Exons: 5
Coding region: 1-2784 (927 amino acids)
Source: RefSeq, a predicted model, not a curated record